Molecule: messenger RNA, 642 nt
Organism: Pyrenophora tritici-repentis Pt-1C-BFP
Lineage: Eukaryota; Fungi; Ascomycota; Dothideomycetes; Pleosporales; Pleosporaceae
Product: Mucin domain containing protein
Source: RefSeq, a predicted model, not a curated record
AUGUUUCGAACUACCCUUUCCACCAUUUUCCUCGCAUUCCUCACCUCCUUCCCUCAGGUUGCCCGCGCCAUACAUGCAGAAGAUGUGAGCUGGGCCGUCUCCAUCCUAAGCGAUCUUCCCGUUACGUUAGCAACGCCGUUUUGCGAGACUUUCGUCGCGUUGUAUGCGCCUACAGGUGUUGGGGCUGGAGCGGGAGGAGCAGGUGGGGCUACAGUUACGGUUACAAGCACGGUUGCGCCGGAGUCUUGUGGGACGGUCACACCCACACCUACACCCCCUACCCCCGUAAUUGUAACAACAUACAGCACAACAACCAUAACCUACAUCACCACCUCUACAUUUUUCGUCGCUCCAGCUGCAUCAGUAACUGGUGGCUACAAGAAACGCGACACUUGGUGUCCCAACGAAGGCGUGCUCUGUAGACUAGCGCAGUACGAUUAUCCCACUAUUUGCGAAGCUUGUGAAGGGUUCUUGGGAAACUCUGGAGCCGUAACUGUCACGGUUACCGCGACGGCGACGACAUGUGGAGCUGCAGCUGGAACGGAGGCAACGGGUGGUUAUGGAGGCGGGUAUGGCACUGAUUACGGAGAUAGAUAUGGAGACGAUGGAUACGACAUCGUGCCAGCGUUUGGAGAUGAUUGA